Messenger RNA from Rangifer tarandus platyrhynchus (Svalbard reindeer), 501 nucleotides. NCBI's taxonomy places the organism in Eukaryota, Metazoa, Chordata, Mammalia, Artiodactyla, Cervidae. The record is from the annotation of a GenBank genome assembly.
AUGGGGACUGGAGGGGAGGCGGAGUGCCGUCGCAAGCCGGGGACCCUGUGGGCAGCCCUUCUGUUCGCGUCCACCACCCGGACAGACGUUCCCCAGCCUCGGCCCCAACACCAAGCCUACGCAGUCUGGUUUCCGGCUCUCAGGGGUCCCCACCGCCAUCCCUGCUCCCAAGCCACCUCCGCCGAGUCGGCGAGAGCGCCAGGGCAUCAGCGCCAAAGCCAGCCCCCGCCAGGGAGGCAGCCCCAAGGCCGGCCGCACCGGGCUCGGGGUGUGGGUGGGGAGCCCCGCGUACCUCGGCGGGAGGCGGGAGAGGAAGGCCGGAGCGCGACCGCCUCUGGUCCGCUCGCCGGGCUCGACUGGCAGCGGGCGGGGCUCCGCGCGGCUGGCGCCCGCAGGACCAGAAAAGUGACUCGGGAAGUGGCCAGAUGUCUUGCUGUCUGUCUACAGCGCGCGCCGCCGCUCAGCACUCGCCUUUAUAAUCUCACGCAUAAUUGGCCUUAA